AUGACUAUCGAUAAUAAGAUUGUUGCUGUUAGGAACAAAGCUCUGGCUCUAUACAGGACCAACUUGUAAGUUUCGCUUAUUAUUUUAGAUUUUUUAGACAUAAGUUGAUUUCUAUUAACGAAUUGUAGUUUAUUUGAUUUAUAACAUCAAAAAAAACUUUACUUGCUGUUGAGGUAUAGGUAAGGUAAUAAUAUUAUUUUCAGCGCUGAAAGACUUGGAUCUCACUUAUUAGCUGGUCAGACGGCUCUAAUCUUUCGAGAUUUUGCUGAUGUUGGGACAUAUAAGUCAGUUGGGUAAGUUUUUCACUUUAUUUUUGUUUUGUCUUUAGAAACGUCAAGCUGUUACCUAAAAUAGUAUAAUCUGUGCCGCAGAAGACCCAAUUGUCUUCUUUCAGAGACUUACUAAAGUAUUUCCAAGAAGAAGGAGCCUAUUUAUGUUCGCUUUAUCCAUCAGAAUUCGUGCUUCGAAACAUUCUGUGUGCAGCGUUGAAGAUCGUGCGAGAAGAAGCUCAACGAUUGGCUUCAGGGAACGACGAUCUGAACUCUUUUGAUUCGCUGACGAAGCUGUGGAUAGAUCCGAAGAAUUCGAGGUUGAACGUGAACAAUGAUGAGCUCAGGAGAGGCGUUAUGAGCUCUUUGGAAGAGUUUUCGUCAGAAAUGAAGUCGACUAGGCGAGAGAUUGCCAAUCAAGCUGUUAAUCACAUUCUGCCAACGGAUACUGUGCUGACCUAUCAGUUUAGUGCAUCUUCUACUUUAAAUGUAAGGUUUUGAAGGGUUGAUUGUUAUUUUGAUGGGGGAGUGAUAGUGUUUUAGUUUAAAAAAAAAUUUAACGGACAUUCUACUUGAACUUAAGGCACUAUCGGAUCUUUUUGAUUAUAUCUUUUAUGAUAGGAUAGCUAGGGACCUGAAACUUACUGAAAUUAUAGCGUGUUCUUUUUGUCAACUAACCUAAUUUACAGAAUUUUAAAGUUAGGUUUUAUUUUAAAGUUACAGUAGUUCUACCGUAGCUUACUUGAGAAAUUUGGAUGAAAUAUUGAAAAAGCUUAAAGAUACGUUGUAAAAAGCAUUAUACUACGGUUUUAGCGUUUAUAAAUUACUACUAAAGUCAUUUUCUUAAAAUUUUAGGCAUUUUUUGAAAAGUCAAAGUGCUGCAUUCUGUCAGUGGAUGAUAAGAAGCUGAUUGCUGAACCGAAUGUCAAGGCCAAUUUUACUCCAAUGGAGGAUGUGUUAACAGUCAUGACACAAGUUACGAGAGUAGUAUUGUCAGCUGUAGCUGUGCUUCCUGAUGGGUCUUGUGUGUUACCGGCUGGUAAGGGAUUGUUACCUUUGAAAUUCAUUGCUUUGUUGAUGACUUUUUGGCCUUAUUAUUGACCCGGUCGAUAAUUUUUUGGAAACUUUUAGAACUUAAGGUUGUACAUGUUAUACGGCGGCUGUUUUUUUUUAGAUUUUGAUUAAUAAUAAUUAUCGAACGGUCGAUAAUUUUCUAGAGCUUUGUUUUUCGUUUUACACUUUUUUAGUCGAUUUUUGAAUUUUAAAGCUAAUUUUUUAAAAUUUCUAGGUUCCUUGCCAAUUUGCCUUGCGGCCGAACGCCACUCAGUACCAGUACUAGUCAUUGGAGCCUUUUACAAGUUUACGCCCAUCUUCUUGCCCAAUGUUGACGACUUUAAUGCGACCACGAACCCGGCCGGAGCUCUAGGAGAUGAACAUGAACUGCUGGAACGACCCAACUUCAGUGUAAGGAACCCACUUUUUGACCAUAUCCCAAGCAAGCUGGUAACAUUGUAUGUCACUCAGUCGUCCGCCGUCUCCCCGCCUCAUGUGUAUCGUCUGUUGGGAGAGUUUUACCAUCACGAAGACUUGUACCACUUUAAGGUUUGAUUUUUGGGGUUUAAUGGUCUAUAGUGCCAAAGAUGGUACUAAACGUUGAGUUGAUGCUUCGUUUUUGAAAGUAGUACUUAGGGACGUGGCUAGGGUGGUGAAUAGGGGUGGAUUCACCCACCCGUCACCUAUUAUAAAACAAGUAUGUAGCGACGUCCCUGUUGGUACUAAUUUUUAAUUAUUAUUUUAAUAAGUCGUACUAAAUAGUACUAAAUUUCAUACUGCAUAGUCUUUUUCAUAACUUUUAUCUUUAGCGUGACGAUUUUCAAAUACAAAUUAGUGACGAGCUGUCCAAGUUCCUCAAAAAGUGA
Messenger RNA from Bursaphelenchus okinawaensis, 2188 nucleotides. NCBI's taxonomy places the organism in Eukaryota, Metazoa, Nematoda, Chromadorea, Rhabditida, Aphelenchoididae. The record is from the annotation of a GenBank genome assembly.